AUGUCGUUUCUGCUUACAGUGUACGAUGCCUCGAAUACAGAAAAAUACAUAACGCGGAUCAAUUUAUUAUACGCAAUAUAUCCAUCUCACAACUUGUCUACAUUGUCUGGAAAGCUGCCCGUAAAGGUGUACUUACCACCAACGAAUAAAUGUCUCGCUGGUGAUAAGAUAGAUGAUAAUAGCAAACGACUUUUUGUGUCAUGUCUACGACCAUACCACGUUGAAAGCACGACAUCUCGUCCGAUCUGUCAAGUUAAGCAACGUUGGUCCUGGUUAGUACUGGGAUCGGAGACGGCCUAG
Molecule: messenger RNA, 300 nt
Organism: Thelazia callipaeda (thelaziosis nematode)
Lineage: Eukaryota; Metazoa; Nematoda; Chromadorea; Rhabditida; Thelaziidae
Source: the annotation of a GenBank genome assembly